GGUAGUUGGUCUCAGGUGCGCGUGAGCGCCGAUUCGAGUCGAAUGAGUGCACCGUUUCAAGAUUUAAUUUUUUUUUGGGGACUGUGGUACCUUUAUGAAUGAAAAAUUCGUCGAAAUGCAAUAGUCGAGUAGACGCUGAGGUUACGGUUUAUUAAAUAGCCAUGGUGGACUGCAUUUGAAUCACCUAUACGGAAUUACCACAGGUGAGCAGGUGGACAGCUAAUCGGCCAUGCGACCAUCAGGAUGGAAUUGGAUUCACGUCCUCACUCUAUCGGUAAUAGCAUCGGCAGGAGCUGUUACCUUUGAGGAAGGUCCCGUUGGAAAUCAUGAUAUUACAGAAGAGUCCGGGAAUUUGCAAGACGGUAAGCUAUCGGGCGGAGGCCCUGAAAGGAACAGGACUCGUCAAGGUAAGGAUCUUCUGGACUGGAUAGGUCUUGGAACAGGUCAGCAUGUUGAUCCCUACCUUGCGAGGAUCAAUCAGGCUUGUCUGAAUGGCGAUCUCGCCGAGUGCUUCAAAUCCCGAGCACUUGGCUCUUUCUCUGAGUUCUUCGAUCAGCCCGAAUACUCAUUCACCGAACAGGUAAAAUUCGUGAGGAUGGGGAGAGAUGUGGUCCAGGAGGUCGCUCGUCAACCGUACGAGUACUCGAGCUCCCCAAGGUCGGGUGAGUCUGAUUGGGAUCAGCUGGUGAAGUUUGCUGCACGAAAAGCCGAGAGGUUUGUUAAGACUGUUGCCAUCGAGGUGAAUAUACCAUCCUGGGUGACUGGAGAAAACGAGGUUUACGCUCCGAGAUUUUUGGAUGAAAUUGCUGAUGAGAUCGAUAUCCUUGAGAAUAAGAAAGAUACUCUCUUCUCUCGGAAGCGCCUGAAGAAGCUCUUGAUCCCGAUGUUAAUAAUCUUGAAGCUGUUCAAACUGAAACUCCUCCUGUUUCUGCCCCUGAUCCUGGGCCUGGCGUCGUUCAAAAAAUUCCUGGGCUUCAUGGCAAUCGUGAUACCAGGGCUCAUCGCAUUCUUCAAAUUUUGUAAGCCAAUAAUGAAUAAUUAUCAGCCGCCUGUUUACACGCAGAGUGGUCUGGCUUUCCCGCAUUACAAGGAAUCAAAUAAUCAAGGAUAUCCGGCAGAGCACUCGAGUUAUCAGGAUAACGGUUAUCACAAUAGUUACCAAAACGAUGGGGCCUCGUACGGCCAGGAUCUUGCUUAUCAGGGGUGGAAGCAUUAUCAGGAGUAAUAUUGAGGUUUUUGUAUGAAGCACUUGUCCUUUUGUACAUAUUUUUUGGAUUGCGAUAUUCGCUUAUUCAUGUUUUACCUCAGUACCCUGAAUUCAUGAUAAUUAUUUCUUGUAAGUAUUCAAGCCAGUGAUGUAAAUAGUUGUAAUUAAGCAGUAUUGUACUUUGUAUUUCUUAAUUUUAUAUAAUGUUGUUGAUGACUAAAUUAGAUUUUGUUAAAGAAUUUUAAAAUAAAGAAAUAAUUUCAACAAAUUUCUCAGCGUCCUGAUUUAAGAACGAGGAGAAUGAUUUUUUUUACUUCGAUGUUUUUUUAGAUUUUGAGAGUUCUGUUUUU
Molecule: messenger RNA, 1557 nt
Organism: Fopius arisanus
Lineage: Eukaryota; Metazoa; Arthropoda; Insecta; Hymenoptera; Braconidae
Gene: Osi2
Product: DUF1676 domain-containing protein Osi2
Exons: 5
Coding region: 230-1225 (331 amino acids)
Cellular component (GO): membrane
Source: RefSeq, a predicted model, not a curated record